Messenger RNA from Striga hermonthica, 1017 nucleotides. NCBI's taxonomy places the organism in Eukaryota, Viridiplantae, Streptophyta, Magnoliopsida, Lamiales, Orobanchaceae. The record is from the annotation of a GenBank genome assembly.
AUGGGAUUGGAAAACUACAAGCCCAUAAUAGUUAUGGUGGGAUGUCAGUUUGUGUACGCUGGAGUCACUCUAUUUGGAAGAGCUGGGAUUUUGCAAGGGAUGAGCACCCGAGUUUUUGUUGUCUACAGGCAGUGCUUAGCCUUCUUAAUUAUGUCUCCAAUUGCAUAUAUCUCAAGUAUAACACUGAAUCAGAACUUGUAUUACGAAGGCUUGGCGUUGGCUAAUUCAACAGUUGGAAGUACUUUGGGCAAUUUGAUGCCGGCCAUCACUUUUGUCAUGGCCUAUACUUUGGGGUUGGAAAAGGUGAAUAUUCGAAGGCUGAGAAGUGUGGUUAAGAUAAUCGGGACAGUGGUGUGCGUGUGUGGGGCAGCGACAAUGGCACUUUUCAAAGGUCCAAAAUUAUUAUUAAGUGUUAAUAAUGGACACGACACGUGGUUUUUAGGUUGUCUAUUUCUGCUCGCAAGCCCCUGUUGCUGGUCUGUUUGGCUGAUUCUACAGGCCCAUGUAAGUGCUCGAUACCCGGAUCAUCUUUUGGUAACAACACUAAUGUUCUUAAUGGCCGCUUUACAAUCGGCAGUUGUAGCAUUGAUACUCGAACCAGACAUGAGUGCCUGGAUUUUCAAUUCACCCAUGCCAUGGAUCUCCGUCUUUUAUGCCGGUGGGGCAUCAGCAGUUACUUUCUUUGCUCAAGCAUGGUGCCUCCCAAGGAGAGGUCCCCUCUUUUCAGCCAUGUUCCAUCCUCUAACCACCGUAAUCGUCGCUAUUGUUGCUUGUACUUUUCUGCAUGAGAUGUUGUACGUUGGAAGCUUGUUGGGGGGAGUUGCUGUGAUAACUGGACUGUACAUUGUGCUGUGGGGUAAGGCGAAGGACUAUGAAGAUGCACGGAACGAGAAAACAAUAGGCCAAAUAGACAAGGAGAACGAUGAAACGACACCGUCCACUCAAACGUCAGAGGGCACGAUUGAUUUGGAAGCGCCUCUUCUUCUUCGUGCAGGAUCAAGUAUCAUCAGUAUUUAA